UAAUCACUGUCCUUAUCUCAGUGGGGAAUGUUAAUGACACACUGACAGUUUCCUUAUCGGACAACACCACAGGAGGUCGGACACAGAAAUAGACUGAAGAGACCUGCGGCCAGACCGCCACCCCCCCACCCCCCAAACCAUCAUCAGAAAGAAUCAUGCUGAAUAUUUCAGACGUCAUCAACAGUUGGUGUGACUGACAAGUGGUUAUCGUGGUAACAUCCACCGCCUGUCUCAGAGACCAGUGAAAAACUGACAGACUGGAUCUCAGCUCUGGUUCAAACUGGUUCAGUUGGUUCUGGCUUCUUAUCUUCUGUCUGAGUGUUUCUAUUCCAGUUUUCUUCCAUCUUUGGUCAGCUGUUCUCUCUCUCUCUGCCAUUAUCACCUGCCUCACACGCCCCACCUCUGGCUCUUAUAAAAUGUCCGACUCCUCCACCUCCAUCUGUCAUCCUCUCUGCUGCACCAUGGCUCCCAAGAAAGUGGAACCAAAGAAGACGGAGGUGAAGAAGGCAGAGGCGAAGAAGGAAGAGCCUCCUCCUCCUCCCAAACCUGCAGAGCCAGAGCCCAAACCUCCAGAGGUGGACCUGAAGAGCAUCGUGGUGGAGUUCACUCCAGACCAGAUCGAGGAGUUCAGAGACGCCUUCACGCUGUUCGACGAGACGCCCACAGGUGAGAUGAAGAUCACCUAUGCUCAGUGUGGAGACGUGAUGCGAGCGCUCGGCCACAACCCCACCAAUGAUGAGGUGCUAAAGCUGCUGGGGAGGCCGAAGGCGGAGGAGCUGAACAUCAAGCUGCUGGACUUCGACAACUUCCUGCCCAUGCUGCAACACGUGGCCCGGUCCAAGGAGCAGGGCACCUUCGAGGACUUUGUGGAGGGUCUGAGGGUCUUCGAUAAAGAGGGGAAUGGCACGGUGAUGGGGGCUGAGCUCCGCCACGUCCUGGCCACUCUGGGAGAGAAGAUGACGGAGGACGAGGUGGACCGGCUGAUGGUGGGGCAGGAGGAUGCCAAUGGACACAUCAACUACACUGAGUUUGUCAAACACAUCCUGGCCGGGUAGAAAACAGACAUUGAUUUCUACUGUUUCUACUGUCUCUAUCUGCCGGAGCAAGGAUUUCACUUGCCUUCUGGUUUCAAUGUUCUUUACGUUUCUCUGUGUAAACAUCUUCAGUGUUUCACUCUGCUGAUAAUUAAAGGCUGAACAGAGCUGAACUCCUCCUUUACUCUGAGUCAGGUUUAUUGACAAGAAGAAAGACUAGAAUAAACAUAAUCAAAAAUAUUUACACUUAAUCAUUACAAAUAGAGUAUUAAUUAUGUCAUAUGAUUGAUUUGAGACUUUAAAUAUAAACUUUAGAUAUUCUAACAUGAAAAACAUCCUAAUGAAAUAUCUGAACAGAAUCAGAAACAUGAAGCUGUUCUUCCUCAUUCUUCUUCACCUUUUCUCUUCCUCUCUCUCUUCUUCACCUUUUCUUUCUCUCUCUCAUCUUUUGUCUCAAACACAGAUCAUCUGACAGUGAAAAUAAAAAUUUAUAGCAUCAGUUCUGGAUGGAUUACCAUUAGAUCAUUUACUCACCUGUCCUUCAUCAUGAUGGACGGCAGUUGUUGGUCACAUGAUGUCUGUAGUUCAGUGUCAUUUGUCCCCAAACAGUCCGUUAGUUUGUUACCUGGAUCAGCUGAUUUUCUGAUGUCCAGCUCCAGGUGAAAUUUUAAUUUAUUAUUAUUAUUUUGAAGGAUUCAGUCCAACGAUCCAGAAAACUGUUGAUUUCUGAUGAACUUUGUUUUUAUUCAUCAAAAUAAAAAACAUCCAUGAAGCGUCUCUCUCUCUGUUUCUGUCCUAGUACAGGAAGCUAGAGGUUAUUUUUCUGCAGUACUCAAAGUACCCAGUAGGAAGUGUCUGUAUGGUACUUAAACUUAUUUCCAUGUAAAAUCCAGAGAGCCACCAGG
Lates calcarifer (barramundi perch) is the source of this 1939-nucleotide messenger RNA. RefSeq names its product cardiac myosin light chain-1 (gene cmlc1). Gene Ontology annotation, cellular component: myosin II complex. The coding region runs from base 417 to 1055 and encodes 212 amino acids. The transcript has a single exon. Lineage: Eukaryota; Metazoa; Chordata; Actinopteri; Centropomidae. The record is from RefSeq and is a predicted model, not a curated record. Gene Ontology annotation, molecular function: calcium ion binding.